AUGACGUACCACGGCUUUCCAUGUUUUUCCAAACGAGAGUGGCAAACAGAUCAGAAAGAAAGACAGGAGAUCACCAGAGGUCCAGAACUAAAGAGAGAUGCCAAAGUAAGAGAAUUAAUCUCACAGCAAACUAGAUUGGAUCCUGCUCACAUGGAAUUUUAUUUUGAGAAUAUUCCCUAUGCUCCACGUGGACCUGUAAAGCCUGCUGAUUUACCAGACACUAGUGAACAAAAGAAGUCAAGAGGAGGAAAUGUAUAUUUGUGCGUGAGGACAUGGAGAGUUUCACCACUUCUCUUGAACACAAUAUCAGAUACAUUCAUGAAAACUAUUGCAGAUUUAACUGAGACAGUUUUUGUUAUGGAAGCUAAGGAAAGAGGUAAUCAGUUAUUCUCUCAGAAGAAAUACAAAGAAGCAAUAGAGUGCUACUCGUCAGCUCUUGGAAAGGGUCAAAAAGAUCCACGACUUUAUGCUAAUAGAGCUCUGUGCUAUAUCAAAUUAGAUCAGUGGACUGAUGUCAUUGAGGACUGUCAUAAUGCCAUUCAGAUAGACCCAUCUAUUAUCAAGGCUCAUUUUUAUUUAGGACAGGCCCAACUAGAACUGGAAAACUUUGAUGCUGCAAUAGAGUCGCUUCAAACUGCAUUUGCUCUUGCCAAAGAACAGAGAAGAAAUUUUGGAGAUGACAUAGCUUGUGCUUUGCGAAUAGCAAAGAAAAAAAGAUGGCAUCAGUUAGAAGAACAACGUCUCAGAAAGAAGUCUGAUCUCCUUGUCUUAUUAAAUGAUUUACUGAGAGACUAUCAUGAUAGAGAAGUCCCUGAUUAUUUGUGUGGUAAAAUUAGCUUUGAGUUAAUGAGAGAUCCUUGUAUUACUCCAAAUGGUAUAACAUAUGACAGAAAAGAUAUUGAAGAGCAUUUAAACCGUGUUGGCCAUUUUGAUCCUGUCACUAGAACAAAGUUGACUACUGAUCAAUUGAUUCCUAACUUAGCUAUGAAAGAAGUUGUCGAUAUGUUUUUAUCAGAGAACGAAUGGGUAGAAGAUUACUGA
Molecule: messenger RNA, 1041 nt
Organism: Gigantopelta aegis
Lineage: Eukaryota; Metazoa; Mollusca; Gastropoda; Neomphalida; Peltospiridae
Product: E3 ubiquitin-protein ligase CHIP-like
Exons: 11
Coding region: 1-1041 (346 amino acids)
Biological process (GO): protein polyubiquitination; cellular response to misfolded protein; positive regulation of proteolysis
Cellular component (GO): cytoplasm
Molecular function (GO): protein-folding chaperone binding; ubiquitin protein ligase activity
Source: RefSeq, a predicted model, not a curated record